Molecule: messenger RNA, 1734 nt
Organism: Capsaspora owczarzaki ATCC 30864
Lineage: Eukaryota; Filasterea; Ministeriida; Capsasporidae
Exons: 2
Coding region: 144-1643 (499 amino acids)
Molecular function (GO): aminoacyl-tRNA deacylase activity
Source: RefSeq, a predicted model, not a curated record
UUUUUAUUUUCGUCUGUUCCAUUUGUUCUUUUGCUUUCUUCUUUCUUCUUGACCUUGCUGUCUGAGUUUUGAGACCAAUCAUCGUCCCCAACUCAACUCGACAGCCAAACUAGCUGGUCAACCUUUUUAAUUUGUAUCAGAAAAUGGCGCAAAACAACUUGAAGGAGAUUUACCGCGAGCUUGUCUCGAUCGACAAGCGCGGUGUCUUCAAUGACGAAGCUACUCUCCAGAUGGACGAGGAGAAUCCUCUCAAGAUCAUGCUCGAGCUCACGCCCAAGUCGGGUUUCUACGAAGGCGGCCGAUUCAAGUUCCGCAUCUCCCUCCCCAAGGAUUACCCCAACUCGCGGCCAACCGUGUCCUGUUUGCAAAAGAUGUACCAUCCCAACAUUUCGCACGACGGCCACAUUUGCUUCAACAUUCUGUCGUCCGACUGGGACGCGUCAAUCCGAGUUGAACAGCUCGUGAACUGCUUGCUUUGGCUGCUCCAAGUGCCAAACCUGGACUCCCGGCUGAACGGCAAUGUCACCCACAACAUGGCCGAGUUUGAGCGUCUCGUACGCGUGUCGAUGGCCGGCGGCAAGGUCAAUGGCACCACGUACCCUCGCACGCUGAUCGCGCCCAUGUCCGCCUUGGACGUGCUGCUGAUGCUCAUCAGCGUCGGCAAGAAUCGCGAAGCAGCUGUGGUUGGCGAUCCCGCGGCACCAAUCAGCGGCAUUGCUCUGACCACUAUCGCCACCUUGCCCGAGCGAAACAACGUGAUUGAGCGAAUGCCGCUCCUGCUGGCUUUCAACAAGGCCGGGUUGUGUCUGGACGAGAUCACCCUGUUCGUGAUGCCUUCCACUCGGUGUUACUCGAUUGUCGACUGCGCGCGACUGAUGCGCAACAACAACGUCUGCGAAAACGAGGUGGUCAAGGAGUUGGUGCUUGAGGACAGCAACUCGCAGGCAUGGCUCGUCCUUGCCCACGGCGCCCAGCCCGUCAAUUUGGCGCGGAUGAGCAAGCUGGCCAACACGGAACUGGCGCUGGCCAAGCGUUCCUCGAUUGGACGUCUGCUGCCUGAUUGCGAGGCGCGCACGGUGAACAUUGGCACCACCUCUGUGCCUCAGACUCGCAUUGUGGUUCACGAGUCCAUCCUUCGCUUUGAGCACGUGUACAUGAAGACGGGCCUGGGAACUGUUGUGGCAAAGGUUCCCACCAAGAUGAUCCUGCAGCUGUUGCCUGCCGCCAUUCUGUGCACCGAUGAGGAGAUGGAGCUCGCUGCCGACCCACAACCUGAAUCCACUCCUCGGCAAGAUCAGGGUUUUGCUGUUGUUGCUGCUGCCCUGCAGCAGGAUCAGACUGCUGCUGCCGCUAUUCCCGAAGCUCAGGCUCUCAAGGAAGAAUUGACGGUUCCAACCGCCACGGACGAGGUCUCGAUUUUGCAGCAGGAGCCACGGACAAACCCCGAUACCGAGCCCUUGUCUCAACAGCUCGAUGAACUGAUUACACGAGUUGUUGUUCAGCAAAUGGAGCAGCUGCGACUGCUCUCUGCCGCAGGGUCAGAGUCAACCGCCAGCGCUGCCCAGCCUUCCGCUGCUCCCGUCCCCGUUCGCUCUUUGCUGGGGUCUGUACAGGCAUGGUUUUCCAAGCCCGCCACUGCCUGAUUUGAGUGCUGCCUGAUUUGAGUGUUUUGUCAUGUAUGUUAAUAGUUGCACUAUAGUUGUCCCUCAUCAAAAACCCCCUUAAACAACCCCC